This is a messenger RNA of Lepisosteus oculatus (spotted gar), 5660 nucleotides long. It is a transcript of the gene rgl1, whose product is annotated as ral guanine nucleotide dissociation stimulator-like 1. Gene Ontology annotation, biological process: positive regulation of GTPase activity; Ras protein signal transduction. Gene Ontology annotation, molecular function: guanyl-nucleotide exchange factor activity. Gene Ontology annotation, cellular component: plasma membrane. The record is from RefSeq and is a predicted model, not a curated record. NCBI's taxonomy places the organism in Eukaryota, Metazoa, Chordata, Actinopteri, Semionotiformes, Lepisosteidae.
AUCCCAGGUCUGUGGCAGAGGCAGGACUGCGAGAGGGCGCUCAGCAGGCUCCGCUCGGGAACGCACACCCACUCAGAGGGAGAGCUGGGGGGGGGGCGGCAGACGGAGAGGAAUAAUUACGGGACAGCCCUCCAGAGACUUCACUGCUCAGCCUGGAGGGAGAAGGGAACCCCUCAGCAGCACGGCCGUAGGCAACGCUGAAACCAGAGCAGACUGCGAGAGGAGAGACUGGGAGAGACCACUGGGGGGGGGGAGGGGAAACUGGGACUGAGGUCCUGAAGACAGCCAGCAGAGCUCCUCGGGUUGGAAAGAGCCAGUGAGCAUUAGGGGUCCCAGCUAGACUAGCCAGGGUCCGCAUCCGGAUCAGCCACCAGCAACUGGAGGCAGGCGGACACUGCCUCUGGGAACACCGGCUGGGCAGACUGGGUACAGCCCACUGCAGACCAGCACGCCACAGGGGGGCAGAGAUUGGCCGGAUUGGGACUCCUGACCCGCACAGAGUGGAGUACAGGUCCAGAGGAUCACCGAGGGGACAGAGUGCCGCCUAGCUCGUCGCACCUGCAGGCGUUGGAAUCUGCACUCGGAGCUCCGACUGGGAUCGGCACGGAGCCGGAGACUGGCCCCCAGCACUGGCACGGCUAGCUCCGAGACGCUCUCGUCUUCUUUCCUCCUGACGAACCGGCUCCGUAGGAGUGUGGAGGAGCAGUUGCAUCCGGAGAGGAGAGGGGAUAUCUCACGGGGAUCAUGUGCCCAAAGAAAAGCUCGGCGCAGAGCGAAGAGGUUCCAUUUUGAAGGCAGAAGAUUACUGAUUUUUUGCCUGCCUGCCGCCGACGACAUCCCAGUCUGGAACAUGCCCGGUCUGCCGGGAGAGGGGAGAGUGCAGAGUCAGUGAGACUCCCUGCCUGGAUGCCUGCCUCCCCCCGGCGCCCGAUGAUCUCUCACUACCCCCUGGCCUCGCUGCUGUCCUGGCCCCCUGGCACCCCUGAGGCCCCCAGUCUGGGGCUGGAGCUGCUGGGGGAGGAUGGGGGGGUGUCUCUGCAGAGGUACCAGCCCCGCUCCCCAGACAGCACCCCGCGACACUGGCAGAGCUCGGUGCAGGACUGGGGGGAGGAGGUGGAGGAGGGGGCCAUCUACAAUGUCACUCUGAAGAGGAUCCAGAUCCAGCAGGCAGCCAACAAGGGAGCACGGUGGCUGGGGGCGGAAGGAGACCGGCUUCCCCCCGGCCACACGGUCAGCCAGCUGGAGACCUGCAAGAUCCGCAGCAUCCGGGCGGGCACGCUGGAGAGGCUGGUGGAGACGCUGCUGACCGCGUUCGGGGACAACGACCUCACCUACACCAGCAUCUUCCUGUCCACCUACCGGGCCUUCGCCAGCACGGCCGCCGUGCUGCGUCUGCUCCUCGACCGGUUCGGGAAUGAAGGUGAGGGCGUGGAGAAUGAGCCCCCCAGCCCCACUGACACCCGCGGAGCAGUGCGCAAUGCUCUGGCCUCCAUCCUGCGCGCCUGGCUGGAUCAGUGUCCGGAGGAUUUCCAGGAGCCUCCGGAAUACCCCAACCUGCACCGCGUGCUGGGGUACCUGCAGAGGGCGCUGCCGGGGUCGGAGCCGGCGCGGCGAGCUCGGAGCCUGCUGGAGCAGCUCCGGGGGCAGGCGGCCCAGGACCCCGACCCGGAGGGUGGUUUCCAAGGCAACACUGCCUUCUGCUUGGGAGAAGAGGAGGAAGUAGAGAUCGAGGUGCCGGAGGACUUCCUGUCUUUCGAGGCCGACCUGGUGGCCGAACAGCUGACGUACAUGGACGCGGAGCUGUUUAAGAAGGUGGUGCCCCAUCACUGCCUGGGCUCCAUCUGGUCCCAGCGGGACAAGAAGGAGAACAAGCAGAGCGCCCCCACCAUCCGCGCCACCAUCACGCAGUUCAACGCGGUGGCGGCCUGCGUGGUGAGCACCGUGCUGCGCGGGCGCGAGCUGCGGCCCAACCUCCGCGCCCGCAUCAUCGAGCGCUGGAUCGACAUCGCGCAGGAGUGCCGAAUCCGGAAGAAUUUCUCGUCCCUGCGAGCCAUCGUCUCGGCGCUGCAGUCCAACCCCCUGUACCGCCUCAAACGGACCUGGGCCUGCGUGCACAAGGACAGCAUGCAGACCUUUGACGAGUUGUCUGGUAUCUUCUCGGAUCAUAACAACUACCUGACCAGCCGCGAGCUCCUCAUGAAGGAGGGGACGUCCAAGUUCGCCAGUCUGGAGAGCAGCGUGAAGGAGCACCAGAAGCGCACUCACAAGAGACUGCAGCUGCAGAGGGACACGGGUGCAAUGCAGGGGACAGUGCCUUACCUGGGCACGUUUCUGACGGACCUCACCAUGCUGGACACGGCGCUCCCCGACUUUGUGGAGAACGGCCUGAUCAACUUUGAGAAGAGGCGCAGGGAGUUUGAAGUGAUCGCCCAGAUCAAGCUCCUGCAGUCGGCCUGCAACAGUUACUGCCUGACGCCCGACCCCGGCUUCCUGCGCUGGUUCCGCAGCCAGCCACAGUACAGCGAGGAGGAGAGUUACACUCUGUCCUGCGGCAUUGAAGGACUGGGCGACAGCAGCCCCACCUCCCCGAAGCCACGCAAGAGCAUGGUCAAGAGGCUGAGUCUGCUGUUUCUGGGGUCGGAGGCCGUGGUGAGCAGCACGCCGGUGAAGGAGAGCCCGAGGUCGCCCCCCAGUGGCAGCUCUGGGGAGAGCAUGGACUCUGUCAGCGUGUCCUCCAGCGACUCCAGCCCCUCUGAGCCCGAAGGCAGCCUCACCCCCACCCACUCGCCUGAUGGGCCCCCCAAAAAGCUCUCGGAGUCCUCGUCCUGCUCGUCUCUGCACUCCAUGGACACGUCCUCGUCCUCGGCCAGCGUGACGGUGCCGCCCUCGCCCUCCCUGCCCGCGCCCCUGCCCGCGCACCGCCGCUCCUGCUCCCUGUCGCCCACCUCGCCCGGCCCGGCGCCGCCCGCCUACAACCCGCAGGGCCAGGACUCCUGCAUCGUCCGCGUCAGCCUGGAGCAGGGCAACGGCAACCUCUACAAGAGCAUCCUGCUCACCAGCCAGGACAAGACCCCGGCCGUGAUCACCAGGGCGAUGACCAAACACAACCUGGAGGGGGAGCCGGCGGACAGCUACGAACUGGUGCAGGUCAUUUCGGAGGAGAGAGAGCUGGUGAUCCCGGACAACGCCAACGUGUUCUACGCCAUGAAGAGCUCGGCGGACUACAACUUCCUGCUGCGGCGCCGGGGCUCCCCGGGCCGGCCGGUGCAGCUGCGCAGCCGCUGCAGCUCCACGCUCCCGCGCGCGCACCGCCGCAGCGGGCUGGCGCAGCGGCUCAGCAAGGUCACGCUGUAGGGGUGGGGGGAGUCGGGACCCGCGCGGAGCCGGAAGGAGGAGCCCGAGCUGCACGCUGCUCUGGAGGGAAUGCUGGGACUGGAGUGCGCGGACACACGCACACGCACGCACGCACACGGAUGUCAUGGAUGUACGCACCCACCCUGGGGGACACGGAACUUUCCUGCUCCACUCGGUCGUCGAGGUGAUCGCACGUUGGGCACGGACAAUCACUCCCCGUCUUCCAAGAGCACCUGUAUCCCCGCCGCCUCCCAGCAUCCCCUGUUCUCUCCGUGUGGACUGACUGACAGCUGGACAGAGCGACCGGCGGAGGCCGGAGAUCUCCAUGGACACUCCGCCACAGGAGAGGACGCCCCUCGUCCUCUCGCCCAUCAGUAUUCCUCGAGGUUUUUUUCCUUCCUGCCUUUCUUUUUGGUUUCCAAUGAAGAAGGAAAAGAAGAAGGAGAAUUGACAAUUUUCGGCCUUGUUGCCGAGUUACGCCGUGGUCUCCCCUGGCGACGGUUAUGGCGAACGGACUUGCACUUUGCCGCUGUUUCUCGGGUAUUGUGGGGGGGGGGAGGGGCGGGAGUCUGGUGUGACCCCCCCACCCCCCCAGGGGAGGGGGCCGUCCUCCGUCGGUUCCCCCGCACGCCCCGAGCCGCUUGACGAACGCCACGCUUGGCGUUCCGAUUGGCUCCUGUUGGCGUAGUUAACCGAGUACUUCCUCUUCCUGUGCCCAGGGGCUGGCCGUUUAUCCAGUACGGUUGCACUUCUGAGUUUUGGGGUCCUGAAAGCCACCCGAAAAUAGUUUUAUUCGUUUUGUAAAUGUCACAGGGUGGGGGAGGAAAACCAGAAAGUGAAAGCACAAGAGCAGCCGGGAAUCCUUGUUACCGUUGAGUUCUGAAAACGCAUACAGAGCACAAGAACAGAAGAAUUGUGUGAGGGGCUUGGGGCUGUGGGCAGCGGUCAGGCAGUGAGGUACAGUGGAGCUCAUCUCACGCCAAUACCCCUCCGUACUGCUGCUGCCUGGACGCUGCCCCUCCCUACACACAGGGCACGCUGCGGAGCACAAGGGCCAGUUUCCCUGUACGCAGUCCAUCGUUUGAGCUUUCAGCCACGUGAAGAGCUAUGCUGGCUUUUGCAACACUGUGCCGACUGGUCACUCAACCCUGUCUUGUGGACAGAGCAGAAAAGCAGCCAAUGUACAGUACAGCACAGUACUGGGAGCUGGCUGCCCUUCCCCUGCUGAAGGGCUUUUGUUAAAACUGCCUGCAGGGAGACUGAAUUAGGGCAAACCCUGUGCUUGGUUCUGAGAUCGCACUUGUCACUGAGUUUUUUUACCAUCUACUUACAUAUCUAUCACUGCCAAAGCAGUCUUCAUUAAAGCCUGCCAUCUGCACAUGCGGCACUUCUUCUGCUUGAGGGUGAGAGAGGGCUGAGUCUUAGCCACUCCGAUUUUCUGAUCAAAGCACCCCGUCCCCCUCGCUGCUGCUCCCUGGCACUGGGGACCCCCAGUUCCUACUACACAGCUCCACACUGCCUCCCGGUGGAGCCUGGGGAGAGGGGUAGAUCUGACGCAUCCUGUCAGUCCUCAUUUUGAGCAAUGGUGUGCUGAUGCGCUUGUUCUGGGUAGAAAAGGGGGUUGAUCGUAGUUCCAUUUGCUUGCAGAGUUAGGAUUAGGUGGCAGAGAAUUUGAUCUGCGUGGUUUUCACGAGUACUUCCGAGUCACUUUAAAACCUGAAGUUCUGUUUAAAAACGGCACCAUUUGCUAAGACAGUGCAACCUUUGCACAGUGAAGCCCUCUGUAGAAAAUGAAAGAGUCUGUUUUCUGCAUAAUUAUUACCAAAGUCCGGAACAGGUUACUGCCAUUCUCCUUGGGGGAGGUGGGUACAGGUUACCCCAGGGUCAGGGCUGAAGAGUGCAAGGGACUCCCAGUGGCUACGUCACCAGGUGAUUUCAGUUUCCUGGAGUAUAUCACUUUUCACGAAAAGCACAGUGUUUUGCAGAGUUGUCGAAAUGCUGCAGCAGUACGUCAUCUCCUGAUCCCGCAGAGACACCAGUCCUGCAUCUUAAUGACUGAAGAGAUUGAUGUGCUGCCUUUGUUGGCCUUAAAUUUCACCCGUGAGGUUUUUAUCCAUUGUGGGUUUUAAGCUACAUCUACUGCAGAGCUGUGACAUUCCUGUGUGCCUCUCAGUAGAGCACCCUUUGAGCACACUACAUGUCCUGUGGUAGCAAGGCUGGAGUCCGGAGCACAGCUCUCAGCACCUACCCACUCUCUCCCAAGAGAGCUCCGGUUAAUGUCUUUUUUUUAUAAAAAAGAAAUGUAU